UUCACCGCGCGCCGCUGUGGACACGCAAAGAAUCGAAAGUGCUGGAGUGUUUUCAUCCAGCGGGAUCUGGGAAUAGGGUUAUUUUCACUUUUGAAAUGACUUGACGCUCUAAAAGGGAUUGGUGGACGGUGAACUUGCACUUGGGGGGCAGUUUGACAGUUCAUGGUCAGAGCAAACUGAGGCGUUAUAGAGAGAGAGAGAGCGAGCGAGAGAGAGAGAGAGUGUUGUGUUAAAACCUCUCUAUUUUAAUUACUGCUGUGAGAAUGCUGCUAAGCGAUGAUACUUCCACUAUGCCCGUGGAGAGGAUGCGUAUGCGACCAUGGCUGGAGGAACAGAUAAACUCGUGUAAAAUACCAGGACUUAAAUGGGUUAAUAGGGAAAAGAAAAUCUUUCAGAUUCCGUGGAUGCAUGCUGCACGGCAUGGCUGGGAUGUGGAGAAAGAUGCACCUCUGUUUCGAAACUGGGCCAUACACACAGGCAAAUACCAACCCGAGGUGGACAAGCCUGACCCCAAAACAUGGAAGGCAAACUUUCGCUGUGCUAUGAACUCCCUGCCUGAUAUUGAGGAGGUGAAAGAUAAAAGCAUCAAAAAAGGAACAAAUGCCUUUAGGGUUUACAAGAUGCUGUCGGCAACAGAAAGACAGUCAAAGAGAGGUAAGAAGAGACCAGAUAAAGACAUAAAAGUAAAGGAGGAGCAGCAGUGCACUGUUUCCUCUGCCUGGGAGAGUACCAAUGGCUCCACAAGGACUGCAGGAGCUGCAGGAGCACGAACAGUCAAACAGGAAGCAGAUCACACUGUCACAGAAAGAGAAGCUGGGAGUCGCAGUCCUUCCGAAGACCAUCUGAUAAUCCCGGACGUGUGUCAGACCAUUGAAGUGGUGACAGAGAACGAGGAGCAGGCCGUGAGCUCCACCCACUCCUACCCCCUUCAGAUCUCUCCAAUGUCUUCAUACGGAGAGAGCGACACUGACAGCGUGCAAAGCGAAGAGGACUCCAAAGAGCAUAUGCGAGCACUUGUAUGGAAUAAUCAUGUAGAGGCAAAGCCAGCCUUGGACACCUCCACGAUGCGGACAUCUUUACCCAGCAUGUCCACUUUCAUCGCUAAGCCCAACUUCAGGAUUACAGCUGUCCAGGACACCACAUCCACUGCCUUUCAUGGCCCCUAUAACACCGGGGGACCAUGGAGCCUCUUGACCACACCUCACUCUCCAUCACAACCCCCAGCAGCUUCCAGCAAACCUCCUGUCCAUGAAAAUCGCGCCAGUGUCAUCAUGAAAACCUCAGACGUAUCGAAAUCUGUCAAGAGUUACUAAGGAAAACCACCUCAGUAACUGAAACCCCUUGCCUUUUCUUGAUCCUGGCUUCAUUGGAGGCUGUACUGAAAUUUAACACGGAUCAAAGAAUCUAAGCAACACUCUGUGGCCUCCUAUUGAUGAUCUCACAGCUAGCAAAACUGAUGGUGAUGAUGAUGAUGAUGAUGAUGGUGAUGUCUGGCUCGCUAAAUAGUUCAUCUAAGCCAUGAAUGAGAUAAGACAUGAUGCAGGGCAAAUGCAGGAUUCAGUGCAGGUCCAGGUUUUUAUUUCAGGGAGCGCUCUAGUACAGUGACAGCAACAUUGGCAUUGUUUCCAACUCGUUUCAGAUGUGUAUAUACAGGAGAGUCAUAAUGUCUAAUCAGAGGCAUUCGCUUUAGCACCUUAUAGUAAAAAAGCACUGAAUGAGAUUAUCUGUGGCCUUCUUUCUGUCUCUAUAGCACCAUGAGUGUGGAUACACACUUCUCUGAAAGGAUUUGUUAGUUUGUGUCUCUUAUCCAUCAAAGAAAGCACUUUUAAAGGUAACCUUUUUGUAUCUCAAAAAUCUGACAUUGUCUAAUAUAUUGUUGUGUCUUAAGGGAUUUUUAAAAGGUGGAUUAUUUACAUUUUUGCCCUGUAUAAUCAAUUUUGAUUCAUGGAUGUUUUUCUGAAUGACAAAAUGGCACUUAUUUUAUUUUUUAUUUUUUUUUUAAAUACAUUGAUAUUUUUGCUUUCUACUGUAUGCGUGUACAUAUAAAUGUACAUAUAAACAAAUUUAAUUAUCAGUGCUGUGAAAAAGCAUUUGCCCCCUGAAGUCGUUUUCUGCAUUUUUGCGUCUUUGAGAGUAGAUUCUAAAAUCAGAAUAUAGUGUUUCAAGAAUCAAGCCCUAAAAGUUGUAGCAAAUAGGGAUGUGGUUUGGACCUUAUAUUUAGUUUUGAGCUGCACUAUACAGUAUGAUAUGUGCACAUCUCUGUGAAUACACCCCACCUUCACCUCCAAGUACUGUAGUUAUGCAGUUCCUUGUUUUGUAUCAAACCUGAGUAGACAGGUUUGACUUUUUUAAUUGUGAGUACAGAUUGGUAUUCACUAUACACUAUUCCAGACAGUGGAGAUGCAGCUGGAGUCAGUCGGUCCAGCCGUGUGCUUGUUUUCCAUAACCUCAUAAGAGUUUUUGGGAACAACUAGACCGGGAACAUGAGAAGCACAUGUCCACAGUAUGCUGGGUCACACUCACCCCCCCUUUAGCCAUUUACAUGUGCUUGUGAUCCACUGAUCUCUCUGUGCAUAUGAAUUCAAGCACAGAAAACACACACACACACACACACACACACCACAGAAAGCAAGGUUCAGGUGUCCUGCAUCAACUGUUACCCCCUUCUCCCUUUCCCCCCUGAAAGCCUGUGCCAAAUCACAUCCUCACCUGCUACAACCUUAAAAGCAAAUGUGUAGAUUUUGCAGCUCACACAGGCCUGUCUGGAAAAAAAGUAAUAGUAUCCAUCCUCAACAUCUGUUACUCCCAACUUCACCAGCAGUAACUGCAAAAUCAAUGAUUCCUGUAAGGAUUUUCUAUGCUUAAGAGAAAUCCUGUGCAUUUUCCUCUAUAUUAGCAUGCCUCAGCUCAGGUCACUAGUUUAGGUCUAGGUCAUCAUCAAAUGUGUUUUAUACUUUAUAUAUUUUUACAUUUAUUUGUGGAUAAUACAAAUGAAUAAUUACCUGUCGGGGUUAUGUUUUUUUCUUCAUAUCAGGACACAGUGUUCACUGCACUUGUAGGUUUUAGUUUCUCCAUAAAAAUUCAUUGAUGCUGAUCAGGAGAAGACUUUAUUCAUAUUUUUUAUAAGUCACACUUUUCCACAUCUCGUAAACCAUCUAAGUGCUUCUGGGCGAACCAAACUGCACCCAGCACCUUAAUAACCACAUCACAAGAACAUAUAAGGAUCUUUUCACAUAUUGAUUGUAUUCUGUAAAUUUGUGGAUGUUUUUUGUAAGACAGGCACUCAGCUUUACUACUUACUGCCCAACAAUAUUACUAGCAGACCUCUGAUAGAUAGCCAGAUGAACCACAUUAUCUUAAACCUUUAUGCCGAAGUCUCUUAUCAUCCUCAUUACAAUCAUUUAUUGUAAAUUUUGGCAGCACAUCAAAAAUGACAUUAAGUGGUGCUAAGAUAUCAAACAAAACAAAUCAAAUCCAGUGUGCAAAUGCAGAAAAUUAAACAGGUGGCAAAAACUUAUUUUACAGCCCUUGUGUGUGACUAUACAUGGAAGUGUGUUCAUCUAACCAAAUGUGUCUCUAUACACAUUUAUAGGUUUCUCAAUCCUGUGGAUCAGUGAAUAUCUAAUUAUAUGCAAAGACAAUGUUGUGUAAAAUAAGAAUUUCUUGAUAAUAAAUAUACAAAAAAAAAUCA
This is a messenger RNA of Tachysurus fulvidraco (yellow catfish), 3691 nucleotides long. RefSeq names its product interferon regulatory factor 2 (gene irf2). Gene Ontology annotation, molecular function: DNA-binding transcription factor activity, RNA polymerase II-specific; RNA polymerase II cis-regulatory region sequence-specific DNA binding. The transcript is spliced from 9 exons. Gene Ontology annotation, biological process: immune system process; regulation of transcription by RNA polymerase II. Gene Ontology annotation, cellular component: nucleus. Bases 264 to 1313 code for a protein of 349 amino acids. The record is from RefSeq and is a predicted model, not a curated record. NCBI's taxonomy places the organism in Eukaryota, Metazoa, Chordata, Actinopteri, Siluriformes, Bagridae.